CGGCCUCUCCUUUUCUUUCUCCGCUCUCCCGUCGCGGGCCCCGCCCUCCGCUCGCUUCGGUGCCUGUCAGCGAAGGGAUCGGCCUGGCUCGCCUCGGCCCGGCCUAGUCCGGCCUCCUCCUCCGCGGGGCGGAAACCGGAGAAGGAUAGACCCCCCCCCCGCCGAGAGGCACGGAGCGAAGGCAGCGUCGCCAUGGGAACCCGCGACGACGAAUACGACUAUCUCUUCAAAGUUGUGCUGAUUGGAGACUCUGGGGUGGGAAAGAGCAAUCUCCUCUCUCGCUUCACACGCAAUGAGUUCAACCUAGAGAGCAAAAGCACCAUUGGUGUGGAGUUUGCCACCAGAAGCAUUCAGGUGGAUGGGAAGACGAUAAAGGCGCAGAUCUGGGACACCGCUGGCCAGGAACGAUAUCGUGCCAUCACCUCCGCAUACUACCGUGGAGCUGUUGGGGCGCUUCUGGUUUACGACAUUGCCAAGCACCUGACCUAUGAGAAUGUGGAACGUUGGCUGAAGGAACUCCGGGAUCAUGCGGACAACAACAUCGUCAUCAUGCUAGUUGGGAACAAGAGUGAUUUGCGUCACCUGAGGGCUGUGCCCACAGACGAGGCCCGUGCUUUUGCAGAAAAAAACAACUUGUCUUUCAUUGAAACGUCAGCGCUUGAUUCGACAAAUGUAGAAGAAGCUUUCAAGAACAUUCUCACAGAGAUCUACCGCAUCGUGUCUCAGAAGCAGAUUGCGGACCGAUCUGCCCAUGACGAAUCUCCUGGAAACAAUGUGGUGGACAUCAGCGUGCCCCCCACCACCGACGGACAGAAAUCCAACAAACUCCAGUGUUGCCAGAACCUGUGACCUCCUGGGGCACGCUCCUGCCUCACAUUGCCUGUGCUUCACUUAGAAACUCGUGUGCACUCCUCCUCCGGUGUCUCCUGUCAUUUGGUGACUCUUGUUUCAUUUUCACAACCCCAUUCCACCCCACCUCUUCCCACUCAUUUUAGAGUGUUACCCAUAGGGCUAGCAUUCCUUCGCCACUCCUGUUAGAAUCUGUUUUGUUUCUCAAACUGAGGGGGUGGAAUUAUAAAUACUGAGAUGGUUGGGGUUUGGUGUUACCUUGCUUAUGAAACACCCACAGGACACACUGACAACCCCCCCCCCCCAAAAAAAACACUUUUAACUUUCUUUUCCCUGUUCUCACUUGUGUGAACAGGAGACUUUUUUGUUGUUGUUGAUGUUGUAAUGGCAGAAGAAAUAACUGCACUUGGGGGCAGGGACUUAGAUUCUUCCACAGUUGCCCGAUAAAUCAAAGCCAAGAAAGACCCAUUCCACCAAUGCUUGCUUUCCAGCUGUCUGGGAGAACACCUGGGAUUAGGUUUCUACUGCUCAUGCGCACACAUGCACCUCAAAAAGCUGUUCAAAAGACCUCUUCCCCCAUUAAUGCAGAGGUGGUCUCGCACUGUAGUUCUCCCUGCUGUCAACCCAUGGAAGCAUUUACUUCCAUGUCUUCUGUCUCUUUGUUUUCCAGAUUGGGAACAAUGAAAUAUGUCUUUGCAUUAUGUUUUUGUUCCUCCCUGACUGUGCGGAAGCUGUAUAUGAAGUGGCUUCUAGUGCUCCCCCCCCCCCGAGCUUUUUGUUAAUCAGCCUCUGUACAAUUAAGUGCCAGCCUAAUGGCUUUGGUAGAACCUUCUUGCAGUCUGUAGACAUAAUGCUGCUUUGCUCUGUAGAGAAAUCUUUCCUUGGAGACCUCCCAGAUUCUGUCUCUCUCUCUGCAUGCUGUUCUAUCCCCCAGUCUCAUCUCUCUUCCCCUCUCCUUCCUUGUGCGUGCAGAAAACAAACUAGCCCUGGAGUGAGUGUGAAGCAAUAUUUCUCAUGCCAUGCACAUAACUCACACUGAUAAGGUUCCCAACUGAUUAUAAUUGCAGAGAACUUUUUUGUAACGCUUUAGGCAAAAGCAUCUCAGAGCUGAUUGCUGUCUCCCUCGUAGGUCAUCUGCUUUACUUCUGCCCCCCUCUCCCUUUGUGCUGUUGCUGCUUCCCUCAUCUUGUUCUCCUGAAUGGUUCUUUUUUCUAGAAAGACUUGAUUUUUUUUUUUGUUCUAAAUGAUUGUAUUACUUAAUAUGAUGUAUCAGAACUCUGACAUCAUGCAGGGCUAAAACACCACCAAAACUUAAAACAAACGAACAAACAAAAAACCACAACAGAAUAGACAGGAAAGGCUUUUUUCUUCGCUGUUGUUUCUCAUCUUCUCUAGCCCUCCCCAGCCUAUCCCUUUACUAGUGGAGAUCUGUGUCGGGUUUUCCUUGUCAUCUCUUGGGAGUUUUGGAAGGGGAAGGAGGGAAUGGUUGUUGGGUAGGGAGAUGGGAAUUCCCAUGAUAGGCUAAAAUCUGGGGUUGCUGCCUAGUAGUACGGGAUUUUUUUUUUUAGAAGGUUGAAUCCUGCUUCCUUGACUCUGUGUUGUUUGCCACAUUAGUGUGUGGGGAUAUAUUUGUAUAUGUAGACAGGUGCAGGAUAGGGGCUACUGGCUGCAGUCAGAUGCUGUUUUUAUGAUUGGAAUUAAGAAAAAGACCUUUUGGAAGUUAGGCAAAGGUGAUCCCAUCGAAUUUUCCUACUGCUCAUCUGGUUCUGCAGUUUUUCCUCAGCCUAUAAGAAUGAGUGUAGGACUGCGCUCAUCUUGAUCUCAUCUGUCCAUUGGGAAGUUUAACUGUUUGGCCGGUCAGGAGCAUCCUUGGAUUUGCAGUCUCUUGGGAAGGAAAUAUCUGGCUUAUCCAUUGAGGCCAGGCUGAAGCAGGAGAGGGUCCCUGAUUGGGGUUUUGUGGCCUUGCUGCUGAGUCAUAAAUGUGCGUGAGAGACCCAGAGGGGGGAGCUAACAGUGCUGUUUGCCUAGGCUGCAGAGUGGUACUGCACCGUGUCCAAGGGUUUCUUCUGGGUCUGAUAAAUUCUCUUGCCGUGGGGGUGGGGGGCGAAGCUCUGAGCAGCCUGAGCUUUAAUGUCUGCAGCGGCUGCUUUGACCUUCUGAGCUGCCUUUUCAUUGGCCGCCAGCACUGUCUCUGGGACAAUUCACUUGCCGCUGGCAAAAGGGAUGUCAAUGCAGUUGGGUUUUGUGUGUGUGUUCCCUCCUCCAGUAUUCUGAAGGAUUUGUUUUUCCCUCACUUCUAGCCUGGUCUCUUCCCCUCCUCCAGAAAACCACCAAAAACAUAGCCACUAUAAUUGGGAUCUAUAAGGGAUCUAUAAUUGGGGAGGGAAACACAGUUGCAUUUGGCUAGGUGUCCACACUCCCCAUCCCUUCAAGGAGGUCAGACUUUUUUUGAGUUGAUAUUGAAGUUCAAGACUCCAGUUCUCCUUAUCUGGGGUAUGAGCUUCCACUUUAGGAGUCUAAAAGAAUAACAAAGGUGAGAGGGGGCACAAUUGAAGGGCAGUUAGACAUCCAGCACCAUUUCACACUUAACUCUUGACAGAUCUGCGUUACUGAGCAUUGGACGGGAGGCUAUAAGUGAUAUUUCCUGUAACUGGAGAUUAUCCUCACUGACUGAGACACACUCGUGUGUUCCUGAAGAGUAAUUCCAGGAUGCUGCUAGUUGAGCUUUGGGGCUUACUAGAGUGUACAAGGAUUAUAUUGUUUGGGAGGGGGUCAGGGAAGAGCAGGUGGAGAUCACAGGUUCUAAGUUAGGCAAAAUAUGAUCCCAUCUAAGCAAAUGACGGUUGCAGAAUGAACCACUUACUCCCAUGUUCCUCUUCUUAAACCUUGAUUCCUUAGCCGUGUAUUUCUACUGUAGUCAGGAUCCUGGCCGAAGCUGGUGCAAACAGGCAUGGUAGGAGUGAGGGGAGAGCUCUGCAUCCCUCUGUAUGCCUGUGUUUUGAGGUGAGGCCUUUGUUUCUGUGGGGGAUUUACUGCUCCCCUGCAGCCCUCCGGCCAGGGUCUUGUGAUGAAAACCCCAGACCUGCCAGAGAGAGAGAAUGAAACUUAUUUUCCCUCUGGGGCACUGAUUGGGGGUGGGGGAGUCCUGAGAUCGGAUAGGGCUGGGUUUAUGCAGGGGGGACAGUAGGCAGGCAGGCAGACAGCAGAACUGUGCUCGAAUUCUUUCCCAUGCAUUCUUUGUGUAUUUUUUUUUCUUGGUCCUUGCUCAGACUUGAGAGGGACGGAAAGCUCUUUCCGUAUGCUCUUAUCCCCUUUCUUCCCCUUGGGCUGAAUAUCUUUACCUCUCCAGCAUGUCCAAGCUGUUGUGAGAGAACAGGGAUGCUAGAGCAAUCCUUGGCCCUCAGCAACAGGUGCAGCCCCUUUUCAGUCUCUGUUUUUUCAACAGAGCAACACGUCCAUUCCCACACUGAUGAUGGAGAGGUUGCAGGUCUUGUAUGUAAGGCCGCUCUCUUUUCCAACCAUGACAGAACCCACUACAGCGGUCUGAGCGAGUGGAGCGGGGUGGAUCCAGAAAGGGGCCAGGGAUAUAACAAAGGACUCCUUUAGCAGUACUGCAGCUUGUCACAGGUGUGGGCAGGACAUCGACCAGGCUCAGUGGCUCUUCUGUCACUUCCUACUAUUGAAGAGGAGGCCACUAAACACUUCACAGGUCACUUUGGGCUGUCGCAUUGGUUUUGUGGGGAAAAGAUUUUUUUUCCUUCUCAUUUGCUUCCUGCUGACUCUUCUGUUAAGUGCAAUUUCCCUUGUAAAUACUCAUUUGACUUUUGUGCAUGGUUAUUAUGUAUUGUGGAUAUAAAGAUUGCCAAACCAA
Molecule: messenger RNA, 4720 nt
Organism: Heteronotia binoei (common prickly gecko)
Lineage: Eukaryota; Metazoa; Chordata; Lepidosauria; Squamata; Gekkonidae
Gene: RAB11B
Product: RAB11B, member RAS oncogene family
Exons: 5
Coding region: 193-849 (218 amino acids)
Biological process (GO): constitutive secretory pathway; regulated exocytosis
Cellular component (GO): recycling endosome
Molecular function (GO): GTPase activity; GTP binding
Source: RefSeq, a predicted model, not a curated record